Styela clava is the source of this 5389-nucleotide messenger RNA. Its product is annotated as forkhead-associated domain-containing protein 1-like. NCBI's taxonomy places the organism in Eukaryota, Metazoa, Chordata, Ascidiacea, Stolidobranchia, Styelidae. Gene Ontology annotation, molecular function: protein binding. The record is from RefSeq and is a predicted model, not a curated record.
AGUGCAAAAAUCUCGUAAGGAUAAUUUUAUCACAAUGCAUCGACGAGAGAGCUAUUCAAAUCGAUCGUCCACGAUAUUAAAUCAUUGCUGUUAUUUGAAACAAUUUAUGACAAGCGUUUCACCGCAGAAGCAAUAUGACUACUCAAAGCAGAUUCAACCAGCCAAAAGUUUCGAAUCAUUCAAAUUAUCAAAUUUCAUCUGGAAAAAAAAAUUAAGACUCAAUGAUGGAAAAGUUGCCAUAUGAUCAAACCGCCUUUUCGACUUUUCUCCCCUUCGGGAAAAAUAUCAAAUUUCUAUCCUAAGACUGGAGCCGCAACAUCUAACCUUUUUCAAGGUAUAAUAAUGAAUUGAAUGACGAAGAUUUCUGAGUGGUUAUUACGAAGCCCGAUUCGGCUCAUAAAUCUCCGGGGUCAAGUGGAGCUAAUCCUUGAAAUUGUUGUUUUUGUGCCAUGCGAAGCUUUAUGUUAUUAUAUCAGUUAUACCUCUAUUGUAUCCACAUCGGUCUCGGAAAAACGAUGAACCAUACGGAAAUAUAGUGAAUAUUUGAUUUUAUGUUGCGAGUAUUCUUGUUUUUAGGACACCACUGGAAAUAAUGUAGCAUCCUCAAUUAAAAAAUAAAAAAUAAAUAAAAAUAAACAAUCAUGUAUACAUCCGUUUAAAAUGUGCUUAUUGUUCAGCAUAUUGUUUCAUUGACAAUAGAUGGCGCUUUCAUUUUAUGCUUGAACGGCAAUGUUUACUCACAUCGGCGCGGUAUCCAUAGCUAUAUCAGAAGCGCCUUGAAACGUUCAAUAGUCUCUGUUUGAAUGCGAUUAGUGAGUACAACCCUAUCUAUAUGCGCAGGAACAAUCGUGAGAGAGAGUCGAGCGGUUCAUGCUGUUAUGAAGAUGAAAGGAUAUUUAUGUAGUCAUGAUGGAUCUAUCGCUCUCAGCAGAAAUUCUAUGACCAUAGGACGCCAGGACUGCGAUAUUAAUAUAGAUGACCCCCGCGUAGAAUCUUGUCAUGCUGUGGUUGAAUAUAACCAAGACAAACAAUGUUAUGUCAUAAGAGACCUAAACACGCCUAGUGGGACUUACGUCAAUGAUUGCAAAGUUCAAAACAAUGCAGUAUAUGUUACCAAUGGUGAUACCAUAAGAUUUGGACAAGGUGGUAAACCAUAUGAAUUGAAAUUUGCUGGUUUCACCAGCACUCAAAGCAGUGAAAUGGCGACAAUUGGUGGCUUAAAACGACCCAUGUCAGCACAUACAUUGUUAGAAAAUACAACUUUUACAGGUUCCUUACCUGAGAUUCACUCUAAAAGACAAAACAUUAAAUCAUUUGCGUUUCCUCGACCACCAAUGCGACCAAGAUCAGCUUGUGAAAUGGAUAGAUUACAAACAAUACCAGCGGAAUAUAAAACAACUGGCCAAAUUCCUUCACGACAAGCAUGGGGUGAAAAUCAACAUUUUGAUGCACUUCUUAAACCCAAGUUACAAAAUCUUUUGCAUAUGGUAAAUGAAAUGAAUUCACUUGAAAAAAUUGAUGAUCAAUAUAACCGAAAAGACAGCAUUUUAAGUGGUUUAAGAGAGCAAAUAACAGAAAUUUGCCAACAAAUGGAUGCGAAUAAAAUCGCAGCCAAUCAAAAUUUAGCACACGAAUUGUAUCAUAUAGAAAGAGAAUUAGAAGACAAACGACUUGAAAUAUCUUUAUUACGACAACAAUUGGAUUCUGUGAUGCAAUCAUCUCCGACCAUGACAACUCAACUGGCAGAAAAAGACAAAUUAAUACACGAACUACGACAUGAUUUAGACAAGGCAAAAAAGGAGUAUUCCAUGUCACAUGGUUUGGUCCAAUCUCUUCAAAGAGAACUCUCAGUGAAAGAAGCUGAGAUCAAAAGAAAAACAAGCGAAAUGUCCUUUCUUCAGAAAAAUCUUAGAGACAAAGAUAUCCAGUUUCAAUCUCUUUCGGCAAAAUUUGUAAGAGUUCAUGACUGUCGAACCAAAGAUGAAGCGAUAAACACAGUGAAUGAAGAUAUGAAAACACUUAGACAAAAGAUAAGAAGAUUGGAAUCUCGUUCAGGUGAUCAUACAAGCCUAAUACAAAGGUACAAAAAUGAGAUAACACAAUUGAAUGAAAUGAUAAAAAAGCAAGAAAAUGAAAAAGAGACAUCAAUCAAAAACAUGGAACAACAAAAAGGGAAAUUUUUAGAGUUACAGCGAGCAGAAAGAUUGUUACGUGUCGAUGUAGAACAAGCGAAAAGUAGGUUGAAGCGCUUCAGAGGCAAAAUAACAAAAAUAUUGUAUUCUGCUUCGGGUGUCAGAGCACCUGAUCAUCCAGAUGAUGCAGAAGACAGUCGACUUAUCGUCGAUUUGGAAACAAUAAUUGAUCAGAGAGAAAAAGAUAUGGAAGAUAUACGAGGAUUAAAUUCAGAGUUAAACUCAAUAAGAAAACAAGGAGAAGUAAAAGAAGCAUCUUUGCAGGUCCUCACUGAAACAAUGGAAGAUAUAUUGUCAACAUUAACAGAGAAUGGCCAUCAUACUGACAUAUUAAGAACCAAAAGGGAGGAGUUGUCUGGUUUGGAAUUAGAUAAAUCUUUAUUACAAAUGAGAAGAACACUAAUUGGUUACAUAAAAAGUGAAGAGCAGUGGGUUUCAGAGAUAUAUUCAGCUCUACAAAAAGCGGGUUACAAUGUAGAAGUAACGGAUAAAACCCCAGGAUAUUUCGUUUCACAACUUCAUCAAAAUCUCGUAGACAAACAAAAUCAAAUCAAAGAUAUGGAAAAUGCACUACAAGAGACUGAGGACAAACAUAAUAAGGAAAUAGAAGAUAAGGUGCAUGAAAUCCAAGCCAACAUUUCAAACGAAAUUGAUAAAGUAAGAGAGCAAGAAAAAGAAGAGAGAGAAGCCAUCAUUUCUGAAUUGACAAACCAAUUAGAAUCUGAUCAUGGUGUUAAAUUACAAGAAGCUUUUGACAAAUGUACAGAAGCUAAUCAAACCAUUGAAAGUCUUAAAGCAGAACUGGCAACGGGGCAAGCGGAGAUAGAAGGAUUAAAUGCUCAAUUACAAAAUACCAAAGACGAAUUAGAAAGAAGCGAACAAAAUGAAAAUGCAGUCAACGAAGAAUUAAAAACAGUUCUUUUGCAACAAAAAGAAAACAAGCAAACGCUUAACGAAGAAGCAUCGUCCACAAAGAAAGAAUUUGAAAACGAAAUUCAACAAUAUAAAGAAGAAAUUAAACAGCAUUCCAUAACAAUCGUCAAAAUGGAAGAACGAAUACAAGGCAUUAUGAAGCAACUGGAGCAUGCAAAGAAAGAAACAGAGAGACUCCGCGCUGAAUUACGCGAAUCUGAUCAAGCAAAACAUAGACUAGCUCCAAGUCCACCUCUGGUUGUCCCACCACUAGUUUUUGACAUAAAUGGAUAUGAGCAAACAAUGGCAGCUCUUAGGUCUGAGUUGGUCGGAGCGCAAACUCAACUCCAUGUACAACAAACUGAAAUAUUGGCAUUGCGACGAGAUCUAGCAAGUUCUCAGGCUCGUAUAUCAGACAUGAAAGGAGAACUAAGUGAACCACUGAAAGAACAACUUGAAAGUGGAAACAGGAUUAUUCGAGAAAAGGAAUUAGAAAAUGCAAAGCUACGAGAAAGCGUCAACAAACUAUCUAAGGUCGUUGACAAACAAAAAGCAGAAAUUCAUGCUUCAAAGAGAGAAUUGAAAGAGCUGAGACAGGCUGUUGUCCCAAGAGAAGAUGAACAAGAAAGACAAAGGCGAUCACCAAGCCCACCUAUUACAAUUCCUAAAAUUGCAACUGUUGAAACAGGCACCCAAGAUAGCCGCAUUGGUAAAAUCAAUGCAGAACUUACAUCCUUGGGCGCAGAAUGCAAAGGAGAUCGACACACAGAGGUUAUAAAUAGACAAAGAGAAGCUCUAGCAGAAUUGAGAGCUCGAGUCAAAGCUCUCAACAGUGUACAACCUAUCAGCCCUGGAAAUGAGGAACUUGUCCAACAGGUCAUGCUGCUGAAAAAGGAAUUGGCAGAAAUCAGAGCACGUCAGGUUAUGGAAAACGACUCUGCUUUCCGAGAUCAGUUGUCUUUUUCACACAGUGGUGAUGCAAGUGCAAGAGAUAUGGCUCCUACUCACCUCAAACCAAUUGAUGCAGAAAUAGAGAGAACAGCUCGCAUGCAGCUAGAAGAUACACUUAACAUGAGUGAACAAUCGUACAUGGACAUGUGCAAUGUAGUUGGUGGUUUACUCAACAUCAGUAACAUGUCUGGCAUGAGAUCUGCAAAUCAUCUUCCAGUUGAUGAGCGUCAAAAACUUCUGGAUGAACGUAGACAAGAUCUUGAAUCGAUCAGUCAGCACAUUAAAUCCAUCUCGAAUCGCCUGGAACGGAAAGAUAAUUUGUUACAAAAUUACGAUAAAGAUUUGGCUAAGUUAAGAGAGGCUGAAGAAAAAGCUACACAAAAAACAGCGAAGGUAAGCGUGCUACUUGAUGAAAUAACUGGGAAGAAUGAAGAAAAUGCACAUUUAAGAGAAGCUUUGAGGAGAACAGAGGAAAGACUUAACCAGGAAAAAAGAUUAAAUACAGCAAUUAAACAGAAGAAAACUUAUCAUCUCGAGAAUUUAGAUCAAAGAUAUCCACCAAUGAAACAUAAAGAUAAGGAAUGUAUAACUUCAGAAUUUGAAGAUGAAGCAUUACGAGUUCGCCGAAAGAAAGAUAAAUCAAACAUGAUGAAAAAGGAAUAUGAAAUACAGACGCUGAAACAGAAGCUGCGCUCACAAGAGCAAGAACUAUGUCAAACCUCUGCUCAAGCAGCAAAUUUGAUGCAACAGCAACAUCGGACAUAUCGAACAUCGCGGAAAGGAACCUCAUCUGAAACUUCAUCAGUUUCAAGUAAAAGUAGCCGUUCAUCCAGAUCUAGAGAGCUUGCGUGAAUCUCCAUCCGCACGAUUUUGGCGAUUACUCAAUAGCACUUCGCAUAGAAUUGAUAUCCAGAAAUGGUAUAAUUCUUAGAAACCAAUAGAUAUAAUCCAUGUCUUGCAAAAACCUAUACAACGCUUUUUUACAUCGAAGUAUUUUGUUUGUAGAAUAAUAGGCGCUCCAGAAGUAUGUGCACAAGAUGGCGCACUACCAGAUAACUCCAACCUGGAACACAUACCAUGUUCAGGUUGUGCGCCAUCUUUGUGCACAUACUUCGGGAGCACCGAAAAUAUACUAACUCUGUGUAUAUGAUUCAUUUUUAAAAUAUUCCAUUAAUCAUGUAUUGUGAGUGAUUAUUUCUCCACUGUAUUAUUUAAUCUACCGUAUAUAUCUUGGUUUAAUAGUAUUUUUAUUUUUGAGGUUUACAAUUUUCCACUUUUUGAUUGUGUCAAGAGUAGAUAAAAUUUGAAAUGUUCAUAUCAGUUUAUGAAAAAUG